Molecule: messenger RNA, 297 nt
Organism: Lactuca saligna
Lineage: Eukaryota; Viridiplantae; Streptophyta; Magnoliopsida; Asterales; Asteraceae
Source: the annotation of a GenBank genome assembly
AUGAUUCAAAACCAUCAAACGCUUCAUCAUCUAUCGUGUUCGGGGAUUGCUCCAGAUGCUUUCUCUCAUUGUCUCGUCGGAAAUGGUGGUGGUGGUGGGAUUUUAGUUCUAGGCUAUGAUAGAACUACCAAUGAUUGGGAUAACUACUCAAGAUAUGUGGAUCCUGAUGGAGUUGAUUUAUCUCAUGGUGUUUAUGGUCAUGGUUAUGCACCAUAUGGACCUUAUUCUCCUACUGGCUCACCUAUGCCAACAGUAGGUCAAUAUGGUGAACUCUAUAGGGCCCAACAUUACUACUAA